Messenger RNA from Liolophura sinensis, 3187 nucleotides. RefSeq lists its product as uncharacterized. The record is from RefSeq and is a predicted model, not a curated record. The transcript has 4 exons. NCBI's taxonomy places the organism in Eukaryota, Metazoa, Mollusca, Polyplacophora, Chitonida, Chitonidae. Bases 218 to 1777 code for a protein of 519 amino acids.
GGUAUAUUCAAGUCGAGCAAUCUUAACUUCCACGUCGCAAUCGCAGUACGGCUCUAGAAUACCUCCGGGCUUUUUUUUCCGGUGUUGUGCACACAUCCGUGUCCGCGUAGCUCUACCAGCUAGCAUACAGCGACAGUUUAUGUAAACUUGCAUUGAUGUCAGCAUUAACAGGAAUCUUUUUCAGGUUGAUAGAUCGCUCCAGACCGGCUGUUCAACCAUGAACGUGUUAAGAUUCCGUCCCCGGAACACUGCAAUAGCCGCUGGUAUUUUCCUGACUCUCGCUAUCUGUGGCCUCGUUUACCUGGGAGGGAGUGCCCCAAGCCUUUCCCCUGGGGUCCGAGACACCCUGGGUAAGGGUUCGCGUCAUUUCUCAGCACAGAACAAACUCUCCCACUCACGGUUAUUACACGAGUGGGGGACAAUUCCAAUUGUCGUGGUCGAGGAACACCAUGAAGUUAUCCCUCACUGGUACUCCGCAGUGAAAGACGGUAUCGUGAACCCUAAAGGCAAUCUGUUGAUUCAUAUCGACGGUCACAGUGACUCAGCACCACCGAUUUUCUUCGACGGUUAUCCAAAGGAUUUCUAUCCAAGGACAAAGGACCACCUGACGGUAAUGAUGCAAAGGAACGACGCUUUCAUCGUGGAAGCCGUCUUGAGUGGACUCAUUUCUCGGUACGUUUGGAUCUGGCCGAAAUGGGACAGCAAAAACCACGAAGAGCCAUACGAGGCGUCCGCCAUGUUGUUAGGCGUGGUGGACACGUUGUAUAAGAACCUGGACAAUACUCGUGUCAAGUCCUGCUGUAUGUGUGAACCAGAUGAAGAAAUGAACCCAAAGUCCUGUGUCUUCCUCAACAUCACCUCCGAGGCCCCAGAAGACUCCAGUAAGGUCGACCCAAAAGACUGUGACAUCCAGGCCGUUAUGGUACAGGAGAUCAUCCGCGAAGAUGUGGCUCUGGAAAUGGCGCAGAAUGGUUCCCUGUUCCACAACAUGACGGACAGCGAACGUGAAAAUGUCAUCUUGGACAUAGACGAAGAUUACUAUGGAUGUGAAGCCGCGGUACAACCUGUACUAGACCAGAAGCUCACCAUGGUAACCAUCGAUAAAAUCGACCGUUUCGUGGACCAAAUAUUCUGCCCGGAAACCACCGAGGAAGAGUCGUCCGUGGACAAAGUACUAGCCGAAAUGAUAUCCGCCCUGAUUCGGGUUAAAUCUUGCGAGCUGGAGAAAAAACCGUCUUGUCCAAAGGGCAAUCUGGAAUUUUACACGACAAAAGUCAGAAGAAAUACGGCUUUGGUAGAAUCUACGUGUGUCCGACAGCGAAACAAGCGAUUUCGUUUAUGGGGUCCCUUUUUCAAACUCGUAGAUAGUUUAACCGUUAACCAGUUGCGUCAGCUCAGAGAAAUGGGGUUUUGUUUUAGAACUACUCCGAAAGCUCAUGACUUUGGGUCAGAGGACGAAGGCGUGUUUCUCACCUGUCACGGCGCCAAUACACCUAAUCGAAGCGUUGUCAUUUUCCAUUCUCCCACCAUGAAAGAAGUUGAGCAGAGAACGCAUUUAUUGCAAACAUUUUUACAGUCUACAAAAAAGAGGAUUCUGCCGUCCCUUGUCACGGUAUGUAGGUCAAUGCGAGACGGAUAUACACCGAGGAAGUUUUUUCGCCGAAUAGAAAAAGACGUGUUGACAAGUGUAGAUGAGGCCUUCCCUAACAGCAAGGUGCAUUAUGACCGUGAUCUGAUGGGGGGUAAGCGAGGUUGGCCUGGCCGACAUAACGUCUAACCCCUCCACCAACAUGAUACUCAGCAGGGACUAUAUACCUGAAAUACAGCCAUCGGGACUUACGAGAAACAACCAGUUUUAUGCAAAAUGAACUGAUAUAUUUGUAUAUGUGCGUUCAGGCUAUAUAUAUGGUGUGGUGCAUGCGUGUAUAUAGCUGUCCAUUUACCGUCCAGCGCAGGGUGGUUUACAUAAAGCUAUUUUUGAAUUUAAUUUGAAAAUGCAUAAUUUAAACCUAUAAAAUUUUUGUUACAUGACCACAAUUCAUAUUCGGAUAUUAAACUAUAUACUACUCUUGUGUAAACGUACCCACGCCACUGUGCAUUUCUUUAGGCUUAACUGCUGACACUGGAUCUCAGUACUGACAAAAAAAAUCUCCAGAUUUUAAUUCCAUUGGUGUGUACGUGAAAUAUCAAGUGUACAUGGAAAUUGUGUAUAUGUGCUAUGUGGAAAUAUGAGGAUUUUGAAAGGAGAGGCAUCAAAAUGUGAAUAGUUUAUAUUUAUAUAUAAUUUUUACAUUUAUAAGUAUUUUUAUACGAACAUUUACUAGUGUGAGGACAAUACGUUUCACAGUGACGCUAGUUUGAUAAGCCAGUGUAGUUAGGAGUGCAAAGAAAAUAGCAGACUGUGCGUGUGUCCACCAAUGCGUGUAAAUCUAUUACAUUUUUUUUUUUUUGCAAUUCACUUCAGGCCGCAAGACGUCAUGAUUUAUGAGAAAAGUUAUCAAUUACGGAUAAUUAUGCAUGUAUUUCAAUAAUUUUGUAUACAGUGUCUAUCGGAGCCAGGUUUUUCAAUAGGGUGUUAGUUGGUGUGAACUCUAGUAUAGCAUGUACUUUGUUUAUUAGGAUGAUACAGCGGAUACAAGAUUUAUGUCUGGCUUACUUUAUUACCCUUUUGAAGAAACUGUAUGCAUGGUCCCAAAUUUAUGAAGGCAAAAAUUAAAACAAAACUACAUUUAAAUGUCUUACUCUAGGAAGUUUUAAAUUUGUACACUAAUUCUUUAAUGCAUGCACAACAAUACACCAACCACAAUUAAUCUUUUCUCUUCUGAGUUUGGCUUUAUAUUUAUAUAUGACUUAACUCUUAAGUUGCUUAAUAAAUGCCAUCCCAUGCAGCUUUGCAGUGCAAACCACAUGACUUCUCUUUUCAAUCCCCUAUAAAAAAAAUACAUCCCAAUAACAUUGUGUUAAAAUAAAAUUAUACAUCGGUCAUUUAUAUAUAUCGAUAUGUUACAAUGUUUAUUGGCUGUGGUAAAACAAUGAGUUUAUCUGUUUUAAUCUUGUGAUUCCAGUCGUCAUGUUUUGUCACACAAUCUUUACAGUGUUUUUCCUCUUUAAUUUCCUGAUAAAUUCGAAUGUUAUUUGUGUACGGAGCCAUUAAAUGAAGUAGAAUAAAGUGUAUAUUUUGGUGUCA